Paramacrobiotus metropolitanus is the source of this 1171-nucleotide messenger RNA. RefSeq lists its product as uncharacterized. The transcript is spliced from 4 exons. Bases 111 to 965 code for a protein of 284 amino acids. NCBI's taxonomy places the organism in Eukaryota, Metazoa, Tardigrada, Eutardigrada, Parachela, Macrobiotidae. The record is from RefSeq and is a predicted model, not a curated record.
CUUUUGCUGCAUUGCCUUGCCAUAUAAACACUCGGCAGCUGCAGCAGAAAUUUUGUCCGGCUUUGUGUGCUCGUCUUCUGCAAGGGUUGAUUUCUUCCUAAUUUGCAAAAAUGAGAGGAAUCACCGUGUUGGCCCUGGUUCUGAUCGGUGCGACGGCCGUUCUAUCGGCUGCCACCCCGCAGAAGGGCGCCGCGGGCAAGGGCGGUCCCGGGAACAAGAUGAAGGGACCGGGCGAUCACAAAGCAGGCGGCAACAAGCCGGGCAAUAAGGUGCAGGUGCUGCGCACCGAACCGACCAUCUACGCGACCGGCAACACCGGUGCCGGCGCCUGCGUCCCGGCCGGCACCAUGUACUACACCACCACCGAUAAUAAACUCAUCCGCUCGGACCCCGCCGGCAGCUUCAAGAAGGUCGAGACCCAAAUCGCCGACAACGUCGCCUACUCUUUCAAUGGCUAUGAUGACGGCCUGUGGUAUGUCGACACCGAGGGCAAGGUGUGGCGAGUGCACUACCAGGGCAAGCCGGAAGUGGUCCCCGGUCAACCGGACGGUGUUAAAUUUGCCCGUGUGAGCCCGCGCACUUAUGACGAGACCUACGCCGUCACACAGGACAACCGUCUCUUCCACUAUGUCGCCCACGAGUGGAUCGAGGAUGAGAACGCUAAGAACGCUCGUGAUUCCGGUACUGGAUACGGUGGAUCCGCUAUGUAUGUAGACACGGACUCGAAGAUCUUCAAGUUUGACUUCAAGCAGAACCAGUGGGUGCCGUACGAGAAGAACGGCAAGGGCUUCGAUAUUUACGAUGUCGACACCGUCGUUGUCUUCGACGAUAAGGGCAACGCCGAGAAACGCGUCAACGGCACCUGGGUGCCGGUCACCGAGUCCAAGUGCAACGACGUUUUCAUCAACGUCGACUCGUUCGUUUGCAUCUCCCCCGACAAGCACGUCAAACUCAUCCCUUAUUAAAUUAGCCAUCGUAGAAAAACUUCAAUGUCCAUGCUACGUAAUACAUUGUAAUAUGUACCGCAGUAUUGCCGCAUGCGGUCGAUGUAAAGUCAGUAAACGUGCGUUCGAGUACACCGAUAAUCCUUUGAUUUUGUAAUGGGUGGUGCAAUUAAUGGCGUUUCAAUGUGGUGUGGUGACGGAAGGAAUAAAAACAAGUUUAAAUAAAA